Messenger RNA from Owenia fusiformis, 2166 nucleotides. The record is from the annotation of a GenBank genome assembly. Lineage: Eukaryota; Metazoa; Annelida; Polychaeta; Sabellida; Oweniidae.
GGAGCCUUUAGGUAGAAUGUAAAAGCACCUCCAAAAUUUUUAGCAGAUUUCAUUAGAAGUUUUGGAUGUAAACAACCACUUAUUUAUGAGGAUAUAUAUAUAAAAGCAUUAUAAAAUUCACCAGGACAUCAUGAGUUGCUAGAAAAAAAUUAAGUCAGUGAUACAGAUAACUUACAAAGGACGUGCUGAGGUCCAUGUAGGAGCUUAUAUUUUCUCAUACUUUGAGUACAGUUAUGGCAGAUACUCAAUUUUCACUUGUUCCCAAAGUGAUUAAUGGAGGUAUAGCUGGUAUAGUUGGUGUGACGUGUGUCUUCCCUAUAGAUCUGGUGAAAACUCGGCUACAAAACCAACAACCUGGACCCAAUGGACAGCUCAUGUAUAAAAACUUUCGAGACUGUCUUGUCCAGACUUUUAAGAAGGAAAAGUUCUUUGGCAUGUACAGAGGCUCUGGAGUGAAUCUUCUACUUAUCACACCGGAGAAAGCCAUAAAGCUAGUGGGAAAUGACUUCUUUAGGUACCAUCUCAAACAAGAGGGGAAAAAAUUAAGUUUAACACGUGAGAUGAUAGCUGGGUCCUCUGCAGGGGCCUGUCAGAUAAUAGUAACAACACCUAUGGAACUACUGAAGAUACAACUCCAAGAUGCUGGCAGAACAGCAACAGUUGAGGGUAGCAAGGCUGCUGCAGUGAAACCCCCUAAGAUAUCUGCCACUAGUAUAGCUAUGCAACUCAUAAAGGAGAAAGGCAUCACUGGUAUAUACAAAGGCUGUGCUGCUACCGCACUCAGAGAUAUUACAUUUUCUGCAAUUUAUUUCCCUCUAUUCGCACAUUUAAAUUCAUUAGGUAAAAGGAAGGAAGGGAGUCAUGAAGCAGUAUUCUAUGUUUCAUUUAUAUCUGGUCUGGCAGCUGGUUGUGUAGCCUCAUUCUCAGUAAACCCUCUAGAUGUUGUGAAAACUAGGCUUCAAACUUUAACAAAGGGAUCAUCAGAUAAGACGUACACAAGCUGGAUGCACUGUUUCAGGUCCACAUUGAAACAUGAAGGAGUUCUGGCUUUCUUCAAAGGUGCUGGCUGCAGAAUCAUGGUCAUAGCCCCAUUGUUUGGUAUAGCACAGACAGUCUACUACGUUGGUAUAGCAGAAUAUAUACUAGGCAUUAAGAAAUAGGAACAAUUUAUUAUUAUAAUGAAGGGAGAUAUUGUUUCAUUUUGGCAUGUUUAUCCUAUAUUAAGAAGAGUUUCAGAAUAGUAGAUAUACUUGUAUGUCUGCUGUGUCUGUAACUACCACCAUUAAACCAUCAUAUAAGUAUUUUUACUUUUCGAAGUAUAGGAUAAAUCAUUAAUGAUAUGGUUAUGUUUGGAUAUGGGGAUUUUUCCCGUGCCAAAAAUAUAUAUUUUAUCCCGGUUGCAACAGUGCAAUGGUUCAGCAUAUUUUGCGUAUCUUUCCCUGAGAAUGAAGCCCAUAUUGAAACCUCCAUUAAUUCAGCCUCAUGCAUAUAAGUGAUUGACCAGUGAGGAGCAACUCUUGUGUUGGUUGGCCAUAUCAGCUUCCAAACUAGGUUGGUGUAAUCAUUGUUUUAGUUUAGACUGGUUUUGAAGAAACUGGGAGAUCUUCCGAAUUUUAGUUUAGGUGUGUCGAAUUACUCAAUUCUACCUCUGUGUUAUUUGAUGCAAUAUCAUAUCAAUGCAUUGUCAAGAAGAAUGUUAAGUAGUUUUAGUCUACCAGAGAUAUAUACAGAUGGUCAGGUGUAGUCUAUCUAUUUCAUGGAUACUUAUACUUUGUUUCCUCUUUGCAUCAAAUGUGGUAAAGAAGAAGUCUAAAUGAAGAAGAUACCAUUUAAAAAAUUGAGUUUAAAGUUAUCCUGUAAACUGCACAAUGUCAAACCUAUAUGAUCAGUUAAUUAACGUUACUCUUAGAAUUGAGAAACAUUGUAAAUUUCUGUGUAUGUUUGAAACGGGUCAUCUAUAAUUCUUGUGCGGCAUGCCAUUAAAAUGUAUUCAUGCCAAAAAAUAUUAAUGUUAUAAUUGGAUAAAUUGAACAUGAGUGAGAUGAAAUGAAAUAAUGGAUGAGACAAAAAAUGAUUUGCAACUUUGACAAACCUGAGGCAAACAUGAGGUGAAAGGCUCAAUGUAACCAUAUAUCAGUACAGUUAGACAAUGCUAAAUGUCUGUGA